CCUAAUCAUCAAAACCAACCAGUUUAGUCUUCAUCUUUGAAUUAUUUUCUCUUGUAAACCUUAAAAUAUUGUGUGACACUCCCGAUAUAUCAUCUAUCAUCUAUAAAUAUGAACUUUAGUAAACUAACGGUUGAUUCUCGGGCUCUCUCCGGGCUGCACCGUUCAGUAAAUCAAAGGCACCCUUGUUUUUUUACAAUUUGGCGGUCUUUUUAAACUGAACCGUUAGUAACCGUUACUGCUAAUAUAGCAUUUUAAUAAGUAAGCUAGCUUACAAACAGCAUUAUUAGGAUAUUCUAGGACGACUUUUCAGGCUAUAAGAUGUGUUUUUGGGCUCCUAACUACUGAAGGAGACUACUCUGCUGGCUGUUGGUCUCUUCUCCUCCUCAAGGCCAGUUUCAAAUGGAAGUCUUCAGCCGCCAUCUUGUCUCCAUUUCUUCCAACCUGCUACUACUUCACUUCACAAAGAGUGCCCUCUGCUGGUCUAGCAAGCACACCGCACCGUGACCAGACUACUGUGGAAAACAAGCAUUUCAAACGACUUAGAGAACAGCUUCCUGCUCAUCAUGGCUCCUCGACGAGGCUCUGCUGCUGAAACACCACCAGAUGUCGACAUAGACCCUGAGGGAUCUGGACUUUCCGCGUUGGAGCAACUCCUCUCUUCGCUGUUUCUCCUCCCAAGAGCCCGGGCCCUUAAUGAAGCUGGGGGUCAGCAGCAGUGUGCGGCUAAUUGGCCAAGUUUGCCCGGGGCUCCGGCUGCCUGUGAUUGAAGUGUCCAGCGAGGGCCCUCUGUGCAGCCGCCGCUGCACCCUACUCUGUUCCACUCCAACAGCCAAGACGCUCACUGCACCCCUGUCUGCCUCUCCCUAAGAUGGCAAGCUGGGUCUCCCUCCUCCUCUUUCUCUUCUGCUGGUCAGUCUCAGGAGCCCAGGAGGAGAACGGCGAACUCUCCAUCGUGAAGUUCAUCUCCGACACCUCCAUCAACAAUGUGGUCCAGGACCCUGAGAGUGGUCGCAUCUACCUGGGGGCGGUCAACGCCAUCUACCAGCUGGGGCCGUCGCUCCAGCGGCAGGCUCGUUUCGAUACGGGCCCCAAAGACGACUCCCGGGCCUGUACGCCGCCUGCUUCUGCCUGCCAGGACAUAAAGUCAAUGCCCAACCUCAACAAGCUUCUGCUGGUCCACCGGUCCAACGGCUCGCUCAUAGUCUGCGGCAGCCGCUACCGAGGCAUCUGCUCCCUCCUCAACCUGACCAACGUGGAACAGCAGCUGUAUUACAGUGACAUUAAAGGAGAGAGGACUUACGUGGCUAGCAUAGAGGACAACGUGAACGUGGUGGGCGUCAUGUCCCACUACUACUCAAAAGACGACGGGAACACCUUCAGUGUGUUUCUUGUCGGGAAGGGCUACGGAAGCCUUGACAGCACAAAACUCAUCAGCACACGAAUCCUUCAGGACUUCCGUGAGUGGGUCGUGUUUGAGAGCAUCAUCGAGGCCUCCACGGUACAGACGACGCCAUUUGUUCCCAAGUACCUGCACGACUUCCGCCACGUCUUCAAAGAUGAUGGUUUUGUAUAUUUCCUCUUUUCGAGGACGCUCGACGGUUCGGAUAAUAAAAACCUGACCUUUGUAUCUCGUCUUUGCGAAAACGACCACAACUACUACUCCCACACGGAGCUCCAGUUAAACUGCGGUGAUAAAAACCAAUACAACAAAGUCCAAGCUGCGUAUGUGGCCUCUCCGGGAAAAGAGCUGGCGCGGUUCAUGACCGAAGACGGUAAGUAUGGGAAGGUCGUCCCGUGGAGCAAAGUUCUGUUCAUGGUGGCGAGUCCAGAUGAGGACGAAAACAACUCUGCUCUCUGCAUGUAUCCGCUCAACUCCAUCAAUGAGCGACUGAUUGACAUCAUCAGCGCCUGCUACAGCGACUCGGGGCUGAUCUCCGGGUUCCCCGCCGUGAACAUCCCCUACGCAUCAUCGAAAAAUGACUUCUGCACAUCAAAAAUUGCGAAAGAUACGUUGGCAAACUACAAGUGUGGUGGAGACUUCCUGCCUUCCCCUCUGGCCAGCAAUUCCAAAUUCGCCUUAGAGGCAAAAGCGUUUUGGGCCAGGCCAGGCCUUCUGACCGCUGUGGCCGUCGCCGUGGAGAACGAUCACACCGUCGCCUUCUUGGGGAACACCCAGGGGGAGGUCUUCAAGGUGCACCUGACCGGGGACCCAGACAUGUACAGUAAAGCUCCUGGUGACGCCAUGGGAGAGAAGGUCAACAAGAACCUUUUCUUUGACGACAGUCUCAGCCACCUCUACAUUACCACAGAGAAGAAGAUCACCAAGGUGCCGGUGCAGACGUGCCACCAAAAGAAAGACUGCCAAUCAUGUGUGGAACUGAGGGACCCUUACUGUGGCUGGUGUGUCCUGGAGGGCAGGUGUACCAGGAGGUCUGAGUGCCGACGGGCGGAGGAGAAGAAUGGCUGGCUGUGGAGCCCCAGGCAGCAGUGUGUCAAGAUCGUCUCCUUCUAUCCCCCGAACCUCUCCUGUAAAAAGACUCAGAAGGUGAAGAUCAACGUCCCAUCCCUUCCUGCCAUCGGGCUUUCUGACCGUCUGCGCUGCUCCAUCGAGACCGUUCCUUUUUUCAAAAGUGAAGGCAGCAUGACCGACUCUGGUCACGUCUCCUGCGAUCUACCCGACCCUUCGCUUAUACCACAUACACUUGAGGACCAAGACUUUGUAGCCGUGGCCAUCAGGAUCUUCGUCAACGAGUCGGUGGAGCUGGCGACGCGGGAGUUCAAGUUCUAUAACUGCGCCGCCACAGUGAGGAAAUCAGAAAACACGCCGUGCAUGUCAUGCGUGGCCAGUUUGUGGGGCUGCCAGUGGAACACACGUGACCACACCUGCAGUGACAUGGACGACAUCGUGGUGGGCACCACCAUCAAGCAGCGCCAGGGAACCAAGUGUCCUCAGUUUGAGAAUCCAGAUCCUGUGCUGAUCCCCGUGGGCUACAAGACUCGAAUCAGCUUCGAGGGGAUCAAUUUGGACCUCUACCAGGGUCGUCUCUUCACCAUCGGCACGGAGCUGAUGAGAAGCACGGAAGAGGAGGUCAAUUUUGAAGGCGGGAUGUUCUACACCUUCACCGGCUUCGACUUUUCUUACGACAAGUCACCGGAGACCAAUGUUCUCUUCUACGUGAAGGACAAAGAGUCGGGCAAGAAGAUGGACAGCACGCUGAACGUCACCCUGUACAACUGCUCCAUGGGGAGGGAGGACUGUAGUCUCUGUAAGAACGCAGACACGAAGUACAGGUGCGUGUGGUGCGCCAAGCAGAAGGCGUGCGUGUACGAUGAGCUCUGCAAACCCGAAGGCUCCGAGGAUCCUCACAACGCUGAGUGCCCCAACCCCCAGAUCACCGAUAUCAUCCCUCGCUACGGCCCCCUGCAGGGAGGAAUCUCCAUCACCAUCCGCGGCUCCAACCUCGGCGUCCACCAGGAAGACAUCAAGAGCAUCACCGUGGUCGGGGAGCCCUGUAUCCAUCAGAAGGAGAAGUACUCUGUUUCCACGAGCGUGGUGUGUGUGAUCGGCCCUGUUGAUCCUGCAAAUGAUAUCCGGGGCCAGGUGGAGGUGGAGGUGAAGGGGGGAAGGAGAGGAACCUCCUCCAUGUUCUUCAUCUACAGGGAUCCAAUUCCUGAGGCGGUGGGACCCGCCAGAGGUCCCAAAGCUGGGGGCACCCUCAUUACGAUUAAUGGGACGCAUCUGGACACCGGCAGUAUGGAGGAUGUCCAGGUUACCAUCGGAGGUGUGGCCUGCACUGUGGAGCACUUCGGAGCACAGAUCACCUGCAGGACAGGACACUACGGAGGAGAGAAGGUGCCCUCCGACCGCCUCGCCGUCACAGUGAGGUAUGGAAAGAGUACGACGACGAGCAUCCCAAGUGCCUUCCAGUUCUUGGAAAAUCCCAUCGUGUUGGAUCACCAACCCAAAGGAAGCUUUGUCUGUGGAGGGAGGAACAUUGUGGUGACCGGCUCCGGCUUUGACCUGAUCCAGACUGCUGUCUUGAACGUCAAAUUGGGCAAUUGGACAACUUUUGAGGGCUCCCACGAGAAGAACGACACCGUCAUGGAGUUUCGGUCUCCAACGGUACACAGCAGCUCCCCGAACCAGCCCUUUGAAACCUUCAUCAUGCUCGACAACUUUCAGAGGGAUCUGAAGCCCUUCGACUACCACCCUAACCCCAGCUUCACCAACCUGUCCAAGAAGGUCAUCACCAAGACCAGCAUCAUCAUCGUCACCGGUAAGGGAUUCUCCAAAGCCAUGACGGCCAAAGAGGCUCAAGCGUUUGUGGGCGACGUUCCCUGUGUGGUCAACACGCUUCAGGACGACAAGCUGUUUCUGGACCCGCCUUCCACCACGCCCAGCGCUCGCUCCAGACGGCACCGCCGAGACACCCGGCCCGAGCUGCUGGACUUAACGAUCAAGUUUGGGAAAGGGGAGUGGGUGGUCGGCUCGGUGGAAUACGAGAAGAAGAAUGAUCUGUCGCUCUACAUCAUCAUCCCUGCCGUCAUUGUGCCCAUGCUGCUCAUCAUCGCUAUCUCUGUCUACUGCUACAGGAGAAAGAGUCAACAGGCAGAGAGGGAGUACGAGAAGGUGAAACAUCAGCUGGAGAAUCUGGAGGAGAGCGUCCGGGAUCGCUGCAAGAAAGAAUUCACAGACUUGAUGAUCGAGAUGGAGGACCACACCAACGACCUGAGCGAGGGACGAAUCCCCUUCCUGGACUACAAAACCUACACAGACCGCGUCUUCUUCCUGCCCUCUAAGGACGGCGCCAACGAUGUGAUGAUCACGGGAAAGCUCGACAUCCCGGUGGCUCGGCGGGCCAUAGUGACUCAGGCACUCAACCAGUUCUCCAACCUGCUGAACUCAAAGACCUUCCUCAUUAAUUUUAUCCGUACCCUGGAGCGCAGUCACGACUUCAACGCCAGGGCCAAGGUGUACUUCGCCUCCCUUCUGACGGUGGCUCUGCACGGGAAGCUGGAAUACUACACGGACAUCAUGAGAACGCUGCUGCUGGAGCUGAUGGAGGAAUACGUCCACAGCAAAAACCCCAAACUCAUGCUACGCAGGUCAGAGACGGUGGUGGAGAGGAUGCUGUGUAACUGGAUGUCUAUCUGCCUUUACCAGUUUUUGAAGGACUCUGCAGGAGAGCCCUUGUACAAACUGUUCCGAGCCAUCAAGCACCAGAUCGAGAAAGGGCCCGUGGACGUCAGAGUGAAGAAAGCCAAGUACACCCUCAACGACACGGGCCUGAUGGGCGACGAUAUAGAGUACUCUGUCCUGACGCUGCAAGUGCUGGUGCAAGGCGAAGGUCCGGACGUGACACCCGUCAAGGUGCUGAGCUGUGACACCAUCUCGCAGGUGAAAGAGAAGAUCAUAGAGCAGGUGUACAGGAACCUGCCGUACUCCCAGCGGCCCAAGGUCGACAGUGUGACGCUGGAGUGGCGCCCGGGCUCAACGGGGCAGAUUUUGUCGGAUCUGGAUUUGACUUCCCAGAAAGAGGGCAGGUGGAAACGCUACAACACUCUGGCACACUACAACGUGCGAGAUAACGCCACAUUGGUCUUGUCCAAAGUGAUCUCCAUUCAGCAGAACUAUUACCAGAACCAGGAAAACCAUGAAGAGCGGAACGCUCUGCUGGAAGAUGACAAGGUGUUUCACUUGGUGAGGCCGGCGGACGAACUGGAUGAGAUCAAAUCUAAACGAGGAAGCAUAAAGGACAAGUCGAUGACCAAAGCCAUUACAGAGAUCUAUUUAACACGACUCCUUUCAGUCAAGGGAACACUGCAGCAGUUUGUGGAUGACUUCUUCCGCAGCGUGCUGUGCUCGGGGGCAGUGGUGCCACCGGCUGUCAAAUAUUUCUUUGACUUCCUGGAUGAGCAGGCGCUGAAACACAACAAUGUGGAUGAAGAGACCAUCCAUAUCUGGAAGACUAAUAGCCUUCCUCUGCGGUUCUGGGUGAACAUCCUCAAGAAUCCCCACUUCACCUUCGACGUCCACGUGUCUGAAGUGGUGGACGCCUCGCUCUCUGUCAUAGCCCAGACAUUCAUGGAUGCCUGCACCAAGAGCGAGCACAAACUCAGCCGGGACUCUCCAAGUAACAAACUACUCUAUGCAAAGGAGAUCUCCACCUACAAGAAGAUGGUGGACGAUUACUACAAGGGCAUCAGGCAGAUGGUUCCCGUCAGCGAUCAGGACAUGAACACUCAUCUGGCAGAGGUGUCACGGAAUCACACAGACAAGCUGAACACACAAGUGGCUCUCCAUCAGCUUUACCAGUACGCCAGCAAAUACUACGACGGGAUCAUCGCAUCCCUAGACGAGGACCCAGCUGCCCAGAGCAAACAGCUGACCCUGCGGCUCCAGCAGAUAGCAGCCGCCCUGGAAAACAAAGUGACUGAUCUCUAACCCACAAGUGGAGGGAGGGAGGGAAGGAGGGAGGGAGGGAGGGAGGGACGGAUGGAGGGGAUGGUAGGAGAGGAUACCGCCAGUGACUACAGAGGCUUAUUUCUUCUUUUAGAGAGUAAAACAUGGGAGUAAGGAAAGGUGAGAGGGGACUCAUGUGGUCGUGUAUAUUAUACAACUCGGCCCUGGGACAAUGUUUCCGUGCUGUGGAGUAACAGGGAACUAAUGAGAUGCAGAUAGAGAGCAGAAGGGGGGAAGAAAAUUAUGUGCUACACUGUCAUAGGUACGCCUUAAAGCUCACUUGCCAAACCUUAAAGGUCUGCGCGCUCAUUCAUGCUUCACUGAAUAUUGCUCCCACAAUGCAGUGCGGUAGACCUCUCUCUCUCUGAGUAAUGAAGCCCCCUCUGUGGAGCACUGGCACAGGCGAUAAUCAGAUGUUCAAUUUCUUUCUGUGUAGAAAAAAAGGUUUUAAGAAUUGUAUUAUAUAUUUUUUUUAUUGUGCAGUCUUUAUGCGGAAAGCUUUAUAAGGAAAACAAAUUAUCUUUUUAAAUGGAUCACCUUGUGGUGCGGAUAGUGUUUUUAUUAGCCUGUGUGUGCGUAGAUGUCUGCGUGAGGUACAAACUGUGUGAAUGUGUGGGAAUAUGUGUGUGCACACACAGGGUGCCUACUGUCAGGCGCGAGGGGCGAAAGGGACGCCUGCUUUCUGUCAUUUUAAAUCCCCCCCAAACCCAGUGACACGCUGGAGCCUGCGAGACCAAAGGGUCCUCACCAGGACGCCGGUUAAUCUAGCAUUGUAACAGGCUCACAUGAUUGAUAGGUCACCAGUAGUUUCAGAGAUGUUUGAGUUGAAUUAGUUGCUUUUUGACUCGCUCCAAGCCGGAUUGCCAUUUUGUGCUCGUGGAAAUCGAUAAUAGCACAGUUUGUCUCCCUUUAUUGUACAGUGCCAUGAUACAUUCCACUUCAACUAAAGCACAGAAGGACAUUUCAAACGUUUUUUAAGACAUUUCUGUUAAUAUUUUUUCUUUGCUGUAAAAACUGUGUAAGCAAGAAGCAACUUUAUGUCACUCAUAAUAGCUCUGCAAUAACGUCAGAAUACCAUGAGCCACAAAUCCACAGUUAGCUUACUAAAUGUAUUCACAUACAGUAGCAGAUCAGCAAUAUGUUAGAGGAAUUUCCAAAUUGAUUCAUGCAUUGUUAGUGUAUUUUUAAUUUUUUUUAAGUCUUACUCUUGUAAUGUUCCAAAUAGUCAUCAAGCAUUCUGCCUCUAAAGCUAUGAAACAGACUAAUUACCUGCCAGAGAUGCAGUCGGUACUUUAAAUGGUAUGUUUUGAACAAAUUAAAGUGUUUUUCGCCUUUCUUGUGAUGUUUCGGGAGGUCAGAUUCAAUCAUGUACAUAAUUGUUCCAGUAAUUGAGUUGUUGAUGUGUCAGUGUCAGAGCCGAGGUGUCGACAGGGUAGGAAUGAGGGUUUGAUAUUUCUCGGGCCAUUAGACGCCACCGCGCUUCAUCCCUAAACUGUAGGUUCUGCUGUUGACAGAUGAUUUAAUUGUACUCCCCCGUACGUAUCUGAUCAUGGAUGUGUGUAGUUGACGGAGCGUAACGAGUUCCAGAGACCCCAGAAUGUUAACGAUUCCUGCCUUGGCUAGAGAGAGGUUUGCACAGACCUCGAGCCUGCCUGCCUGCCUGCUGUCUCAGCGUGGCACCCUGGCAUCCCGACCAACAGCACUUGGCACUGCCCACUCAGCGCAGUGCAGAGUGGCACUCUGUAUAAUGGAAUCAGCAGGGGAGGCUUUCGAUCUUAAUUGCAUGCCGACCGCAGACUCCAUCCUCGUCUCCGCCGUUGUUUACUGCUGACUCCUCCCUCACUGACAGAGUUGAUGCAAGACGCUUCUUUCAGAGCCUUUCUUUAACCAAAAACGUGCCUUAUUGAAUAGGAUGAUACAUAUAUAUUGUUUCUAAAUUAUUCUAUCGGUAACCUAGGUGAUUAUGAUGACGAUAGUGCUAUAGACACAGCAAUGUAUUUGGACUUGUGAUAUUAUGUGUGCUGUCUAAAAUGCUAGAUGCCCCCGCUGCAGCCGUGUGCGUGCCAAUAGGCUGAAGACAUUUCAGUAUGAUUUCUUUUAUGGUUGCAGUUUCGACGUGUGCAUUUCCUUUUGGGUGUCUGUGGCGUGUGCUUAGUAGGACUUUGGUGGCUAAAAGGCAAAAGGCCAAAAUGAAUAAAUGUAAAACAAUGUGGCCAAUGUGAUUUGGGUUUCCCUUGAAAAUGUCUGGCAUUCCUAAAUUAGUCUGAAAUCAAAAUGUAGAUUGAAUAUAGCGCAAAAUUGUUCCAACGGUGUUCUUUCUUUUAUUUUUUUUUGCCCUGUGUUUCUAAGCUGUUCCACAGUGUGUACGAUAAAUGACUAUCUAUACUCGACAAAUGACUUUUCUUACUGCUGUGCAGUUAUUAUUUUUAUUUCUCGUUUCCUAUACCAUAUAAAUCUUUGUAAAACAUGUUGAAAUACUGUAUUCUAACUGUAUAAUCCUAUGCAUUGAGUCCUGGGACAAAAAAACAAAAAACAAAAGUGAGAAAAAAAGCUGUUUGUGCAGUUGUCGAGACUUUUUUCCAUUUUGAAACUUGUGAAUGUGCUGUAAUGAUUAAAAAGAAACCGGGACAGUGCAGGACCAUUAACGGAAGCCAACGUUCUCCUUUCCCAUCCGAGGCAGCUCAGAAGAUUCUCCAUCUUGUACCUGAUCUGGUUGUACUGGAUGAACUUAAUUUUACAAAAGGUUGUGUGUGGACGGAGCAGUUACCCACAGAUUUCAUCAUGCUCUCCUCCGUGAAUAAACUCAGAGACAUAUACGCCCUUCAUA
Messenger RNA from Sebastes umbrosus (honeycomb rockfish), 9290 nucleotides. RefSeq names its product plexin b2b (gene plxnb2b). The transcript is spliced from 40 exons. Gene Ontology annotation, cellular component: semaphorin receptor complex. The record is from RefSeq and is a predicted model, not a curated record. NCBI's taxonomy places the organism in Eukaryota, Metazoa, Chordata, Actinopteri, Perciformes, Sebastidae. Gene Ontology annotation, molecular function: protein binding; semaphorin receptor activity. Bases 869 to 6445 code for a protein of 1858 amino acids. Gene Ontology annotation, biological process: regulation of cell migration; negative regulation of cell adhesion; positive regulation of axonogenesis.